GGUUUCUCUUGCAGUUCAUCAUGCUGACGUACAUCUUCAUGUUGGCGUGGUUGGGAGUGACAGCCUUCACCUCACUGCCCGUCUUCAUGUACUUCAACGUCUGGGCGCUCUGUCAAAACAUCACCCUGGUCGACUCCACCGACCUCUGCCUUGACCUCCGUCAGUUCGGUAUCGUCCCCAUUCACGAACAGAAGACGGUGUGCGCCUUGAACGACAGCUUCAGCAAACUCUGCCAGUCCACUGAUCUGAACAUGACGUUCCAUUUGUUCAUCGUGGCCCUAGCUGGGGCGGGAGCUGCCGUCAUUGCUAUGAUCCACUACCUGAUGGUGCUGUCUGCCAACUGGGCGUAUGUGAAGGACGCGUGCCGGAUGCAGAAGUACGAGGACAUCAAGUCCAAGGAGGAGCAAGAGCUUCACGACAUCCACUCCACCCGCUCCAAGGAGCGGCUAAACGCCUACACAUAGACCGCCCGCAUGCCCGCACCCCACUGGCCACUGUGUGUCCCAGCGCCACUGCCCACCACUGCCCUUCCUUACCCACCUCCUACCAGCCCACUGCCCACCACUGCCCCUCCUUACCCACCCCCCACUGACCAUUGCCUCUGUGUGUCCCAGCCCCACUGACCAUUGCUCUCUCACCCCCUCCCCCUCCUCAUCCCCCCCUUACUCCCCCUCCCCUCCACACUCCAUCCUCUCCCUCACCCCCC
Amblyraja radiata (thorny skate) is the source of this 706-nucleotide messenger RNA. RefSeq names its product proteolipid protein DM beta-like. Bases 21 to 464 code for a protein of 147 amino acids. The record is from RefSeq and is a predicted model, not a curated record. Lineage: Eukaryota; Metazoa; Chordata; Chondrichthyes; Rajiformes; Rajidae. Gene Ontology annotation, biological process: neuron projection development. Gene Ontology annotation, cellular component: plasma membrane; filopodium; neuronal cell body. The transcript has 4 exons.